Drosophila bipectinata is the source of this 2075-nucleotide messenger RNA. It is a transcript of the gene beat-Vc, whose product is annotated as beaten path Vc. The record is from RefSeq and is a predicted model, not a curated record. Lineage: Eukaryota; Metazoa; Arthropoda; Insecta; Diptera; Drosophilidae.
UGCUGUGCGUGCAGGGGUAUUCAGCGCGCGCCACAUGUGUCACACGCGGCGUAUACGCAACGCAGCACGGUUAUAAGUCGAAAAAGACGUAAUUUUCGCCAGCUAUAAACGAACAAGAAACGAAAAAAAAAAUUGUAGGAAAGAAUACAAAUUAUAUAUUUGCACUUAAUGCUGGUAAUUUCCACGAACAAUAAAACUGCAACGGCGUUAAUUUGCCCUAUAAAAUGCGACUACUAACGGAGCCAUAAAUAUCAUCAGCUAGCGAGGCAGCGAGCAAUGAAACUGGAUUUCUUCGGGACAAGACAAAGCCAGGCUAAAAAUCAACGGGAAAAAAAAAGACGGGAAACGCAGCGCUCGGCGGGUGGCACGCCGCAUUUAGAGGCAGUCAAACUGGCAGUGCUUCCUGCCCCAGAGUCCUUGUGGUACUUCUGCUGCUGCCAACCGGUUUCCUGCGUUCGCCGCCUUGAACCUUCAGCCUUCAGCCGAGCACUUCCGCUUCUUAUCGCGGCAAUGUAAACGCGUUUCCGUUUGGGUCUCAAUCCGAAGGCUCAUUCCCGGCAUUGGGAGCGACACUAAACUAGCGGCUCUGCGCUGGAUUACAAGUAAAUUGGAAAGGAUUUGAGGAUGAGCCUGCUGCGCCUGCUUGGAGCCCUGCUGCUGGCCACAUUCAAUGGAAUGGCGCCUCUGCCCGCGGAGGGAUUGCACCUGUCGAACCUAUCCGUGCCGCGAAUUAUCGACGUGUCCCAAAAGGCGAAACUCUUCUGCAGCUACGCGAUGGGCAAUCGGACGCUGAACUCUGUCAAAUGGUACAAGGAUGGCCUCGAGUUUUUCAGAUACUCGCCGCUAACUCCGCCGACAACAAAUUGGUUCCCCGUUAAAGGUGUCACCAUUGCCAACGGUUCGCCGCAUUGCAAUCAAUUCAUCUGCAACGUAGAGCUGGAGAAGCUCAACGCCAGCUCGUCCGGCCAGUACAGAUGCGAGGUCUCUGGCGAUGCGCCCGAGUUCAAGUUGAUCGAUCAGUCGGCCAAUAUGACAGUCGGUGUUCUACCAAAACUGGGUCCUUUUAUAACUGGCUGGCGACAUGCCUACAAAUACCGCGACACUCUAUUAGCCAACUGCAGUUCCGAUUGGUCAAGUCCAGCGUCAAAAUUGAUGUGGUACAUCAACAAUAAGACGGUCCCUGGGUACAGCUUGCAGCCGCAAAUUAACGAAGUCACACGCAACACCGAUGGGCUCCACCUGUUCAUCAGCCACCUGCAGCUGCGCCUGCCACUCGAGGACCAGAGGUUCAUCAGCAAGAGUGAGGUGCUGGAACUGCGCUGCACCGCGGACAUCAUGGGGCUAGCUAGUGUAAGGAGAGAGAGCCGGGUCCGAACCACCGUCCUUGCCCUAAAGGAUGCCGGCUACAACCAGCGUCUCACCGAAAACGGUUCCUGCAUCAAUGGCCAACCAGCUUCUCUCGCCGCCUGGCUGCUAGGGAUUGUCCAUUUUCUACGCUGGCAUGGCACCCAAAGUUAGUGGCUAGCUUUAACGGGUUGUCUAUUGUUAGCAUAAGUUUCCGGGAAUCAACUAUAAGUGGAUACACAUCUUGGAAAACAAUCAACAGUCCGGCAGAGGUGCCAACAUAAAUUGGAUUCUUUGCACCAUUUCGAGCCAAGUGAAAAGUUAACAAGCCAAGGCAGCAACAGUUGAAUUUGUAUAUAGUCGAAAUUGAAUUAGUUAAGGUCCAUGCAGGAAGCCCAGCCAUUUCCUAUAUAAGUGUAAAACGAAACAAUUAUUUAUGUGUAAACCAGCCAAUGGAAAAUAAAAUCCAAAAAUCAUCACAGAAUGAAAAGCAUAAAAUAUUAAUAUUCUAGGUAUCUAAACGUAAUAUUUGCUACCAAAUACUAUUAAAUGUCAGAAUUAUUUCAAUAGAAGUGAAAAAUUCGAAUAUCAACAAAUUUACACAUGAAUAUUUGAGCACGGAAAAUGGAACACACACAAUCAAUGGCAAGUAAACUUAAUUAUUGUAUGUGAAUUGUUAAUUGUAUUAAAUGAUGUAUGGGAAAUAAAUAAAUACGAAUAAAUAUAUGUAU